Messenger RNA from Pimephales promelas (fathead minnow), 2899 nucleotides. It is a transcript of the gene wipf1a, whose product is annotated as WAS/WASL interacting protein family, member 1a. Gene Ontology annotation, molecular function: actin binding. NCBI's taxonomy places the organism in Eukaryota, Metazoa, Chordata, Actinopteri, Cypriniformes, Leuciscidae. The record is from RefSeq and is a predicted model, not a curated record. Gene Ontology annotation, cellular component: actin filament. Gene Ontology annotation, biological process: actin filament-based movement.
CUCACUCUGACACAGACGUUGUGUGAGGAAAUGCAUGCGGUCACAAUAGUUUGCAUGCUGCGAUCCUCAGCUCGUUCUGUUGCAUGAACAGCUCGCGCUGCAAACUCUCUGAUGCACGCGCAGAUAGGAAGUGCUGCGACAUUCAACCAAACCUUGGAUCUGGAGGAUCUCCAAAUGCUCAGACUCAGUCUUUCAGGUUAAAAGUGACACGACGUAAGAGAAACGAUGCCUGGACCACCGCCCCCUCCUGCCCCCCCUCCAACCUUUUCAUUGGCGAACACAGAGAAGCCGAAUCUGAACAGAAACGAGCAGCAUGGGAGAAAUGCCUUACUAUCAGAUAUCAGCAAGGGGGCUCGACUGAAGAAAACCACCACCAAUGAUCGGAGCGGCCCAAUUCUGGACAAGCCCAAAGGAGGAGGAGGAGGUGGGGGAGGAGGAGGAGGAGGAGGAGAGGGAGGGGGAGGAGGAGGUGGAGGACUGGGUGGGCUGUUUCAGGGAGGAAUGCCAAGACUGAGAUCACCAGGAAGCAACAACGCAAGAGGACCAAUGCCUCCCACAACUGGGAGAUUCCCAGCGCCCAGCAGCCCAGCAGGAAGCAGACCCCCAUUCCCAGUCCCCGGACGACCUUCCCCUGGGAGGGCCGGACCCCCACCUGUACCACCAUCGGGACGCUCAUCCCAGCAGAACUCUCCCAGCGGCCCGCCACCUCUACCUGGAAACCGGCCGUCAGGUUCCUCUCCUUCUGGACAAGCCUCAAGCCUGCCAGGCAGACGUCCAAGCCUUCCUCCCGCCCCGAGGGAGUCCCAGUCUUCUUUCCCUCCACCACCAAUGCCUGCAUCUGCCCGGCCGCCAUUACCCACAAUCCCUAGCAGGCCCUUAGAUGACCUCCCUCCCCCUCCACCACCAACUGGAGGAAGAAGCGCGUCAUUUUCUCGAGAUGGCCCACCACCACCACCACCAUCAACUGAGAUUAAACCAAUGAGUUUUCAGAGGCCUAUGAGUAAUCCGCCUCCAUCUUUACCUCCAGGGAGAGGAGGGGCACCACCCAUCCCACCAUCCCCGAGGGAGGAGCCCAACUCUAGAGGCGGUCAGAGAAACAGCCUUCCGCCGCUUCCUCCACCUGGACGCUCCAGCCCACUGCCUCCACCGCCCAAUGAGCGGCCUCCUCCACCUGGACACUCCAGCCCAUUGCCUCCACCGCCCAAUGAGCGGCCUCCUCCACCUGGACGCUCCAGCCCACUGCCUCCACCGCCCAAUGAGCGGCCGCCUCCAUCGGGACGGAGCCCAUCUGUACGCGCAGGUCCUCUUCCACCUCCACCCACAGGAGGAGGAAACAGAGGUGGGAUGCCUCAGCCCGUGCCUCCUCCUAAUCGUCCCGGUGGAUCCGGCAGACCCGCUUUACCCCCAGACCCUCCCAGAGUGCCCAGCUUUCCUCCCCCACCCCCCGAAGCCAUCAACGGCUACCAGUGCCCUCCACCACCUGCCACAGAUGAUUGGGGGAUGAGGUUCUCCUUCCAUGCUCUGUCUGAAUUACCUCCACCAGAGCCGUAUGUCUCCUUCUCGAAGUCUUACCCCAGCAAGGCCGGGGGCAAAGGAAUCAGAGACAGAGGAGCGCCACCCCUGCCACCAAUUCCCAGAUGAAAUGUUUUGGCAUUAUUAUAAUAUGAGAUGGAUUUUAAUCUGGUGAAUGAGACUCAGGAACUAAAUUUUUAUAUACAUUUUAUUUUUGUAUGCAUUUAAUUUCUUUUGGGCGGAAAAUGUAUGGCAAUUAAAGUGCAUUCUAUCAUUAUCCGUGAAAGUUUGUUUUAAUCAAGACAUUUUUGUGUGUAUAACAUUUUUGUGUGUAUUUUUGUGUGGUCCAAAUGUCCCAACAAGUGUGUAUAGUUCAGGUAUUCCCUACAUUGCGGGGACAUUUUGGUCCACAUGAGGAAAACAGCUUAAAAUUAAAAAGAGUAAUUGAUUUGAUAAUGUAAAAAUGCAGAAAGUUUUGUGUGAUGGGUAGGUUUACAGGUCAGGUUAUGGGAGAAAAUAUUCAGUUUGAACAGUACACAAAUCAUAAAGAAAUUCCCUAUAAAACAUGAACUUACAAAAAUACCUUGUUCUGCAAAUUCUAUUUAGGCCACCUUUAUUUAUUUACAGACAAAUUUAUCUGACUAACGUUGGACAAAAAAUAGUGAGUAAUUUAUCAUAAAGUAGCACACAUUUCAACAGGAAUACAGAAGGUUACGCAGCAAGAAAAGUGAAGUUGCAAAACUGAAGAGGAAAGAGAGAAAAGUAGUUUAACACACAGCAAUAUCCACAUUUGAAGUAGUAGGGGUAUUUUGCCUCUCAAUUAAAAAUGGUUAUUCUCUCCUCAAUGUAUUUGUUUUUCAAUAAACUUUCCUACAAAUAAUAUAUAGGACAUAUCAAUGCAGGAAUUAGCGUACAUUAAAGCCGCUCUGAGCAAGGAAGUGAAUAUAGCGAAGCGACGCUAACUUCUGUCAAACCAAGCCACUGAAAGUCCCCACACUGCUAUCCCUUCAACCACGUUUGUGUCAGUGUGUGUGUGUGUGUGUGUGUGUGUGUAUGUGUGUGUGUGAAUUGAACUGGAAGAACUAUCUCAGUCUAGUACAGCUGUAAUCUGAGAUUGGCUGAAAGGGCACAUGAACAAGGCUACAAUGAGGUGAAUGGAGCAAUGACUAUAUUUGUAGUUUUGUAUUGACACCUGAUAGCAGGUAAAACAGAAUCGUAUAUUCUGGUUUGUUUUCUGACUAUGUUGUAUUUUUUAUUUUUAUUUUUUGUAGGCUAUUGCUGUGUUUCUCAAAUUCUGUAAAUUCAACGUAAAUGUAUAUGGGUUUGCAUUUGUAUUUGUACACGAAAACUGGUCAGUGGCCCAAAAUAAAGUUCGAUGAAUCCUGAA